This is a messenger RNA of Strigops habroptila (Kakapo), 6495 nucleotides long. RefSeq names its product suppressor of cytokine signaling 7 (gene SOCS7). The record is from RefSeq and is a predicted model, not a curated record. Lineage: Eukaryota; Metazoa; Chordata; Aves; Psittaciformes; Psittacidae. The transcript is spliced from 10 exons. Gene Ontology annotation, molecular function: 1-phosphatidylinositol-3-kinase regulator activity. Gene Ontology annotation, biological process: intracellular signal transduction; phosphatidylinositol phosphate biosynthetic process. The coding region runs from base 68 to 1888 and encodes 606 amino acids. Gene Ontology annotation, cellular component: phosphatidylinositol 3-kinase complex.
GCGGGCGGCGCGGCCCGGUCGCGGCCGCGGUCCCGGAGCCGGUUCCGGCCAUGCGGCGGCCGUAGCCAUGCACCGCGCCGAGCUGCGCGACGGGGAGGCGGCGGCGGCCGCUGCGGCCUCCUACCGGGUGCUGAGCCGCCUGCUGGGCUAUGUGGCCGGGCCGGAGGCGGGCGCGGCGGGCGGUGCCGUUACCGGCGCGGCGGGCGCGGGGCCGCUGGGCCUCGGCGGCGGGCGGCUGCCGGUGCUGCCGGGCGGUGCGGCGCUGCGGAGCCCGCGGCCGCCGCCGCAGCUGAUGGUGUUCCGCAACGCGGCGGAGGGGCGGCCGGGCGAGGAGGGCGGCCCGGCGGCGGGCGGCGGGGCCCCGGCGGGAGGCGGCGGGGAGCUGCUGUGCCCGCGGCACCGCUGCGCCCUCGAGCCCAAGGCGGUGACCGGGUGGGGAGCCGCGCCGGCGGGCGGGCUGGAGCUGCAGCUGGCGGCGUUGGGGCUGCGGCCGCCCGGGCUGGGCACGAAGGGACCGGCGGGCUGCCCCUGCCUCGGGCCGCCGGCACCGCCGGCCGGGCCCGCCGCCGAAGAGACGAGCGACGCGCUGCUGGUGCUGGAGGCGCUGGAGCCCGACGAGGCCGGGAGCUGCUCCGAGGAGGAGCCGGGGUCCCCCGGCCGCGCAGCCGCCCGAGCCACCGGCAGAGGAGCCCCCGGCCCCGCGCCGCCGCCCGCAGCCCCCGGGGGAGCCGGCCCCGGCGCCAGGAAGGGCUCGCUCAAGAUCCGCCUCAGCCGCCUCUUCCGCACCAAGAGCUGCAGCGGCGGCUCAGCCACCGGGGACGCCGCCGCCGCCGCCAGCACCGAGGCCCGGCGCGCCGGGGAGCUGCCUGCCUCGGCCGGCAGCCUGACCGAUGUGUGCGGGGCCCGCGGCCGCGAGCAGGAGGCGGGCAGGAAACACAGACUGACAAGAACUCAAAGUGCCUUUUCCCCGGUUGUGUUCAGCCCCCUCUUCACAGGUGAAACAGUGUCACUGGUGGACGUGGACAUCUCGCAGCGAGGACUGACCUCCCCUCACCCUCCGACUCCACCACCUCCACCACGGAGAAGCCUCAGCCUGCUAGAUGAUAUCAGUGGGACGCUGCCUACAUCUGUCCUAGUGGGUCCAAUGGGUUCCUCCCUGCAGUCUUUCCCUCUGCCUCCGCCUCCUCCACCCCAUGCCCCAGAUGCCUUCCCACGGAUUGUCCCCCUGAGGCCGAUGGAGGCGAUGCCCGGCCAGCCCGCCCCACACCUCCAGUGUCCCCUGUACCGCCCGGACUCCAGCAGCUUCGCAGCCAGCUUGAGGGAGCUGGAGAAGUGUGGCUGGUACUGGGGACCGAUGAACUGGGAGGACGCAGAGAUGAAGCUGAAGGGGAAACCGGAUGGGUCCUUUCUGGUCCGAGACAGUUCUGACCCUCGUUACAUCCUGAGCCUCAGCUUUCGGUCGCAGGGCAUCACCCAUCACACCAGGAUGGAGCACUACAGAGGGACCUUCAGCCUGUGGUGCCAUCCCAAGUUUGAAGACCGCUGCCAGUCUGUGGUGGAGUUCAUAAAGAGAGCAAUCAUGCACUCCAAAAACGGGAAGUUUCUCUACUUCCUCCGAUCCAGGGUUCCAGGUCUCCCUCCAACGCCUGUCCAGCUCCUGUACCCAGUCUCCAGGUUCAGCAAUGUCAAAUCCCUUCAGCACCUUUGCCGCUUUCGGAUCAGGCAGUUGGUCCGAAUAGACCACAUUCCCGAGCUCCCGCUGCCCAAGCCCCUGAUCUCCUACAUCCGCAAGUUCUACUACUAUGACCCACAGGAGGAGGUGUAUCUGUCACUGAAGGAAGCUCAGCUCAUCUCCAAACAGAAGCAGGAGACUGAAUCCUCCACGUAGCGAGGCUGCCUCACUCAUCUUGUUGCUGUCACUGAUGGAAUUUGAUUGUUGCCAUCCUGUAGCCCAAGUCUGGCUGUGGUGGAAGGAGGCACGCCACGGGGAACCUGCUUCUGCGGGGCUGCUUCUGCUCUCAAGCUCUUUUGUACAGAGAAGAGGGUUCAAGACUCCCAAGAAGCACAGCAGAAGGGGAACAAGAGCCUCAGCUCCUGGCUGAGGGAGAGGGGUCUUGGAGACAGCUGAGCCCAGCUCGUGGACUCCUUGCAGAACAAAGAAUGUCAUGGCACUAUUUACAAUUUUUGGAAAGUUUUAUUUUUUAAUGUCUUUCGGGUUUGAUUUUAUUUUCAGCAUGAGAAAUACUGUCUUAUGAUCAGCUGAAUUUUAUUAUCCUCCCUUGGAAACUUCAAGGUGGGGAGAGAUAAAGAGAGAUGGGGACUCCCUAGGAAGAUCAUCUGCUCCAGGCGUUAUGGCAAGACUGUUCUUUGGCCCUCACUGAUGGGGAGAUGCAGCCAGAGAGCUGCUUGGAGGCAAGACUGAGCCACGGUGACAUGCAGCUACAUGGAAUAACCUCUGGGAAGCAUGGAGCUCUGAACAGUGGGCAGCUGAGCUUUGCAACUGGGAUUUGCAGGAUGGUCCUAUAUGCUUUUAAGUUGAGCCCAAGGAAGGAAGAGCACAUGAGCCAUUUGGGUGUCAUGGAGCCUUCUGCCAAAGGGAAUGGUUGCUGCUGCACUGGGAUCAUGGGCUGCUCCUCUGAGGAGGCACCGUUCCCUGAGCAAACACUGGAAGACUUUGCUGAGCCUCUGAUAAGUGGAAGGAAGGUGGCAAAGCUGUGGCUGUAACUGUUGCUGCAGUCCAUGGACCAAAGGUACUUGCUUACAGUGAUCUCAGUCCUGCAGAGCCAUGGGACAUGCACUUUUAGCCUUUCUCUGGCUGUCUCCAGAAGCUGUGAAUGAAGUGGCUUUCUGCUGAGCUGUGAAGGAUCUCGACUGGGAGUUGCUGGGGCAUUAAGAGGCAUCUCUGGGCUGACUUGGAGCAAGAAGCAGAUAAGUGAGGGUUCUUCUGGAACAGCAGCUGAUCUCUGUGAGCUUGCUUGCUGCUUCCUCCUCUCCCUGGGAUGUCCACGGAACCACAGCAGUUCGGAAACGGUAAAGCCAAGAGAGGUGGUUGCUCUUGUUGUGUUUCUGGGCUUGGCAUUGGCUAAAAUACCCCUUCACCCCUUCAAAUCCUGCUCUGCAAAGAGUUCGCAUUUCAAGUUUAAAGUUUGCUCAAAGCGAUGCUGAGAAGUCUGGGGAAGCAUCUUUCCUCCUGCAUUGACACGAGCGAGUGUUCCUGUGCUCCCAACCCUGCGGCAGCGUGGUCUGAAGAUGCGAUGCUGUGUGUGGCCUGGGCCUGUGGAUCUGAGCACUCUGUGAGCACUCAAACCACGCUUGGUCUUGCCCUGCAGAAUGAUCCGAGUCCUUGAAUUAGACACAGUCCUGUGGAUCUUAAAACAGCCUGGAAAAAACCCCCCUGAUUGUCUGCCUCUGCCAAGUGUUGCUACGAUGGGUGCUAACAAACCGUGUCCUCCCGCCCCUCACCGUCACCUCUGGCCUCAGUUUUGGCCUUUGAGAAGAAGGGUGGUUUUUAAAAGGAUUUGGCUUCCAGAUGGAACGAACUGAGCUUCAAAAUGUGUAGAAAUACCUCAUCAGACACUGCUCACUACUGACUUUGUGCCGCAUGGUUGGGGCAGUGGUUAUCAGGAGCUGCCCCAAGAUGUGCUGAUCGGCAUAUCCCGACCCUUGGUGAAAUGGGAGCUAAUCCAGCCUACAGCUCCCGUGUCCCUGUGUGGGGCCUGGUGGUGUUCCCUCCCUUGGCUGUAGACCUACAGCUCACACCAGGUUACCAGCGGAGCCUGCAAGUGAAUGCAACUGCUUCAGCUAAAACGCACAGCGCAGCGGGUGAAUGUCAGGGGGGGGAAAAGGCACCUUGUGCAGGUGAAACUCAAAUGUCCACAGCAUCCCGGCUGUCCAUGUGCUGAAGAUCUGACUCUUCCAACUUAUCCAUAUGCUGGAAAGGAAAAACUUCCCGAGAGCCAAGCCUGGUCUGAUGCCUGAAGUGCCCAACUCUGUGCCAGUGAAGAACAGCGUGCCCGGGGCACGUGUCUCCUGCCAAGCUUCCCAAAGAGACCCCGGAGGCGAGGAUACGAUGGCACGGAUAGAUGAUGGCCUGCAGGACGUGUGAGACGGGAGCUGGGAGUCUCCCCUUGCCAAAGCUGGGGAGAAGCUGGUCUUUUCCCUAGUGUGAUGGUAGUGGCAUCGUUUUCACUCUGUCCUUCCCUGUUCUGGGAUGGAGAGGCACAGGCUGGGUUUGGGAAGGGAAAGAAGCCAACCUGGAAGGCAGACCAAGGAAAACUGGUGCUGGGAAGCAGUGCAGAGCCCCAGUGCUGGGCUUGCCUGGGGUGGAAACGCGCAACCCUGCUCUGUGGAGGGUCAGGAGCUCCCCAUGUACCCCCCGAGCUCCCCUGGAGGUGGAUGGGGUGGCUCUGUGGCUUUCAGAGCUGCGGAAGCAGCAGCCAGGCUUUAGGGGCAAUACUUGAACGACGUGUGUUUGGUUGGCUGCCACUGUCCUCGGGAGGACUUCUCCCAAAGCCUACCCAUGCACUUGAACCCUGUGCACGGCAGGGACAGCCCUCCCCGAGCUGAGGCCAGCAGCAAGGCUUUGGAUGUGUCUGGAGCAGCUGGAAUGAUGGAGGAAAGGUGCUCUGGGGUGGUGGGUUGGGGAUGGUGGGACAUUGCAAUGCUGCUGUAGCUGCACGAGACCCUCCUGUUGAUCUGCACCUAUGGAAGUGGUGGGGUCGGCUCUGCCAUGAAGGUGGCAGAUGCUCUUCAGCCUUCCCAGGGCCCUGCUCCACCUCUCCUGGCUUCAAGGAUAGGCAGGAGAGCUGGAGCAUGGUCAGUGGCUGCCGCCCGGGGCUGAUAGUGCUGGAUGAGAUCCCAAGGUUAACUGUAGUUAACAGCCUUCCCUGGAAAUCCAUUUAAAAUAAAGCUGUUCCUAGAGUUCCCUCACAUCCAGGUGUAAGGGGAGCGAGGGACUUGAUCUGUUUGAGCAUGGAGAAGGUCCAGAGCUCUGGUUCCAAGGCUGGAUGUGAGUGGAGCAAGCAGAGUGGUCUUUGCAGAGGGGUGAUCUUGGAGAGGUCAAUCCUGUCUUGCCAAUGGAUCCCCAUCCCUGCUGGGGGAGGAACAGUGAAUGUCUGCAUCCCGCCUGGAAUGGUUUUGUCGGUUGGUUCUGGAGGAUGCUCUCAUCCUGCUGAUUUGGAAGCCAACUUUAUAGCCUCCUUUGUCCAACCUUGAAUUCUGCAGCGGUGGUGCUUGUCCUCCUCCAUCAGGGACCAGAGGCAGAUGAACCAUGAAAUGAACCAUAAAAACUACCAAAGCGCAGAAAGCACCCAUGGAAAAGCUCCUUUUCCAGCUGGAUGGGUGCAGCCUUCAGCUGCCUGGUGGACCUGGGUUGGCAAGGUCCCACUUUGCUCCUGUCCCUGCAGCUUGGUUCACUUCUGCAGCAGGGAAUUCCAAGCAGCCAGGGCAGUUUUCCCAAUGGAAGUUUUCAGCUCAGCAUCGACCUUUUUGAGGCCAAAAGAAGGGAUAAAAAGGAUUCAUCUUUGGUUUGGUUUGGUGGGAACCACCUUGAAGCUGCUCAUGCGAGGUAGAAUCCAUGGUUUUGAAAGCACCAGAUGUGGGGUGCUCCCAUGUGCGGCUGGUUUUUAAACCCUAAAAGUGUUUUUAAUAGGGACCUUAGUUACCAAAUGGGUGCAGGGAGAUGUGCAGGCUCUGCUGCGGGUCUCAUCUGGGAGCGUUUUGGGGAGGAAACCACUGGAAAGCUGGGUUUGCAAAAGGAAGGAUCUUCCUGCUCCCACUAGGAAGGGAAUUGACCGUUCCCCUUUGUUCUUCACAGUUAAGAUCUGCCUUUGGGAUGAUUUUACCCUUAAAACCUGACCUUUUGGAGGGCUUGUUGGGGAUGCUGGCACCCACCCGAGCCCCCCGGGCUUCCAGAGCUGGAGGGAUCUAUCCAAGCAUCCCCCAUAGCACUUCCCAGCCCCUUGCUCCUCAUCCAGAGUCUUCCAGGUGAGAUGGGGCAGGUGGGACCCCCCCAACCACCCCCUGAUGACGGGGGUCCCCCCACUUUGUGCCUCCAGCUGAAAAGCACAACCCAGAACCGCAGCAUCCCCCCACCCAGGGCUUCACCCCCAAACUCACCCAUGGGAGCCGGGUUUGCCUUUAGAGGAGGAGGGAGCAGAUUGGGGCAGCUCCUCGUGCUGCUCCUGGCCAAGGGCUGUUUGAACCACCCUUGGGGAGAAAUGCAGCUUCGCUUCAUGUGACCUUUUUAUUUGGUGUGUGUGUGUGUGUGUGUGCUUUUAAUUUAUUAAAAUAGUUGCUGUAUAAUUUAUUUUCAUAAACUAUAUUAAAAAAAGAAGUUACGGAAAAGGUAAAACCAGCCUCGCAGGGCCCUCUGUGAGAAGAAAUGUUUUUGAUAUAAACACCACCAAUGCACUUUUGGGUGUGUUUGGUUAUUUUUGGGGGUGGGGAAAGGGGGUUGUCUGUAUAUAUUGUAUUAAAGGCAUGUUUGGCCUCUGG